Pteronotus mesoamericanus is the source of this 3393-nucleotide messenger RNA. It is a transcript of the gene ATG16L1, whose product is annotated as autophagy related 16 like 1. Gene Ontology annotation, biological process: autophagosome assembly; negative stranded viral RNA replication. Lineage: Eukaryota; Metazoa; Chordata; Mammalia; Chiroptera; Mormoopidae. The transcript has 19 exons. Gene Ontology annotation, cellular component: autophagosome membrane. Gene Ontology annotation, molecular function: protein binding. Bases 148 to 2019 code for a protein of 623 amino acids. The record is from RefSeq and is a predicted model, not a curated record.
GCCGGGUGGCGUCGGGGGCGGCGCGGUGCCGUAGGUGAGCUGUGCGGCUGCCCGCCUUCCCGCGCCCGCUGGUCGCCUCAUGCUGCGGGCCGCGGCCGCCAGCCCCCGCUCGGAUCGGCGGCGCUGAGGCGCGGGGCAGCGUGCAUCAUGUCGUCGGCUCUCCGCGCCGCCGACUUCCCCCGCUGGAAGCGCCACAUCUCGGAGGAGCUGCGGCGCCGGGACCGGCUGCAGAGGCAGGCGUUCGAAGAGAUCAUCCUGCAGUAUAAUAAGUUACUGGAAAAGUCAGACCUUCACUCAGUGCUGGCCCAGAAGCUACAAGCGGAAAAGCUGGACAUACCCAACAGGCAUGAGAUAAGUCCCGGCCACGAUGGCGCCUGGAAUGACGGCCAGCUGCAGGAAAUGGCCCAGCUAAGGAUGAAGCACCAGGAAGAGCUGACUGAACUGCACAAGAAGCGCGGGGAGUUAGCCCAGCUGGUGAUCGACCUGAAUAACCAAAUGCAGCAGAAGGACAGGGAGAUGCAGAUGAAUGAAGCAAAAAUCGCGGAGUGCCUGCAGACGAUCUCCGCCCUGGAGACCGAGUGCCAAGAGCUGCGCACGAAGCUGCAGGACCUUGAGAGGGCCAACCAGACCCUGAAGGAUGAGUACGAUGCCCUGCAGAUCACUUUCACGGCCCUGGAGGAGAAGCUGAGGAAAACCUCGGAGGAGAACCAGGAGCUGGUCACCCGCUGGAUGGCCGAGAAAGCCCAGGAAGCCAACCGCCUCAACGCCGAGAAUGAAAAGGAUUCAAGGAGGCGGCAAGCCCGGCUGCAGAAGGAGCUCGCAGAAGCAGCGAAGGAACCUCUGCCAGUCGAACAGGACGAUGACAUCGAAGUCAUUGUGGAUGAGACCUCUGACCACACCGAGGACGCGUCUCCCAUGCGAGCCAUCAGCAGAGCGGCCUCUAAGCGACUCUCGCAGCCUGCUGGAGGCCUUCUGGAUUCUAUCACUAAUAUCUUUGGUCUGUCCGAGUCGCCCCUUUUGGGACAUCACUCUUCUGAUGCUGCCAGGAGGCGCUCUGUCUCUUCCCUUCCAGCUCCCCAGGAUAAUGUGGAUACUCACCCUGGUUCUAGUAAAGAAGUGAGGGUCCCGACAACUGCAGUGUGUGUCUUUGACGCGCAUGACGGGGAAGUGAACGCGGUGCAGUUCAGUCCCGGCUCCCGGCUCCUGGCCACGGGGGGCAUGGAUCGGAGGGUCAAGCUCUGGGAGGCGUGCGGAGACAAAUGCGAGUUCAAGGGUUCCCUGUCCGGCAGUAACGCAGGAAUUACAAGCAUUGAAUUUGAUAGCGCUGGAUCCUACCUCUUAGCAGCUUCAAAUGACUUUGCAAGCCGGAUCUGGACGGUGGACGAUUAUCGGUUACGGCACACUCUCACGGGACACAGCGGCAAAGUGCUCUCUGCCAAGUUCCUGCUGGACAAUGCGCGUAUUGUUUCCGGAAGUCAUGACCGGACCCUCAAACUCUGGGAUCUGCGCAGCAAAGUCUGCAUAAAGACAGUGUUUGCAGGGUCCAGCUGCAACGAUAUCGUCUGCACCGAGCAGUGUGUAAUGAGCGGACAUUUCGACAAGAAGAUUCGUUUCUGGGACAUCCGAUCGGAGACUGUGGUCCGAGAGCUGGAGCUGCUGGGGAGGAUCACCGCCCUGGACUUAAACCCGGAGAGAACGGAGCUCCUGAGCUGCUCCCGCGAUGACCUGCUAAAAAUCAUUGACCUCCGCGUGAACGCGAUCAGACAGACGUUCAGCGCGCCGGGGUUCAAGUGCGGCUCCGACUGGACGAGGGCCGUGUUCAGCCCUGAUGGCGGUUACGUGACGGCCGGCUCAGCCGAGGGCUCUCUCUACGUCUGGGGUGUGCUCUCCGGGAAAGUGGAGAAGGUGCUCUCCAAGCAUCAUGGCUCGUCAAUCAAUGCGGUGGCCUGGUCCCCCUCCGGCUCCCACGUCGUCAGUGUGGACAAGGGAAGCAAAGCCGUGCUGUGGUCAGACUACUGACGGUUCCUCCGCGGGAGAGCAGACCGAAGCCAGAGGAGCGCCGGGCCGCGGCUCUGUCCUGGCAGGCAAUGUGUUGGGCGUAGCUUUGACCUCCGUACAAGAGCAGGAGCCAGGUGGCACUGAGGCCUUCUUUGGAAGGGGACUUGUGAGGGUUGGGGCUGAGGUCCCUAGCAGCCUGGAGGAACAACUCUGCAAAGACCCGGCCACUGCGUCCCUGGGCAGAGGCUCAGGUCACGGCCUCCGUUCCGUGGGAAACACUACUCGCUCUGCUCUUCAUACCUCAGCGGGUGCAGGCGGCACGGGCCUCCCUGCAUGGCGGUGCCAACGGCGGUGCCAACGGCAGCCCGCGCGGCGGGGCGCCUCCCUCUGCUUUCCCCCUCCAAAGUCAGUCCUGGCCAAAUGCGUGUCUUGUCUUCUUGAGGCCACUUUCCCAGCGAACUUGCUUUAAUCAUUGGAUUAACAGGAACCCAAACAGGAUUACCCCAUCCUCAGGGAGCCCCCGGGGACCGCCCAGUCUCCAGGGAGACAUGGGACUGCAGCGCUCCUGCUUGUCCCUACCAUUAGAGCAAAGCUCCCGCGCUGACCUCCCAGAUCACGGCUGCAGGUUUCUGAGGCCUCCCAAACUGUCCUCGGUGAGCAGCCAUCCGCCGGGGCCCCUGGCCUACGGCCGUUCCUCGGCCGAGACAGAAACCUCAAUUUGGCUAAGAAGCUGGUUUUGUUUUUUCGUUUUGUGUUUUGUUUUUUUAAGAGGAAGUGCAGAAACUCUCUUUCCAGAGAGGUGGGGGUGCUGCAGGAGUGGGUGUCUCACUGGAUCCACCCGUCCCUUCCCAGAAAGCGGGUGCAUGCCGCAGUCUCAGGUGACAGCUGCGGCGGACACAGGGGCGAGACCCGAACAUAGCGGUGGGGCCAGCAGCCGGGGUCAGGGCCCCUGUGCUGAGUGUGCGUGCAGCGAGUGCUCGGUGCCCCUCCCCUGAGGCGGGGAGACGGUGUCACCUUUCUGUUGCAGGAGCUGUGACUGAGGCCCCACACAACGGGCCUGUGGCUUUCUUUUUCCUGAAGCAUUUUUCUUUCCCAUUUUGCCUGUGUAUAAAAUUUUGGUUCCUCCAGUGAGAAACACAAAUAUUUUUAUCACUUUCUAAUUGCACUUUAUUUGUUUCCUCCCACUCUUGCCCUCUGGACGCGGUGGGUGCGAGGGCCGAGGCUGGCGAGGCGUGGGGGGCACCUCCCCUCCCACAGGGUGGGGCUCCCCUCCCUCGCCUCCCCUUUUCUGUCGGCCGUUCAGGGAGCUCAGUGGAGGGGAGUUAAAAUUCACAGGCCAGGGCAUGUCUUUUAUUUAUUUAAUUGUGUUGCCCAGCAGAACUUGAUUGUAAAUAA